This is a messenger RNA of Heterobasidion irregulare TC 32-1, 2082 nucleotides long. RefSeq lists its product as uncharacterized. The transcript has 13 exons. The record is from RefSeq and is a predicted model, not a curated record. Lineage: Eukaryota; Fungi; Basidiomycota; Agaricomycetes; Russulales; Bondarzewiaceae. Gene Ontology annotation, molecular function: DNA replication origin binding. Bases 1 to 2082 code for a protein of 693 amino acids. Gene Ontology annotation, cellular component: nuclear origin of replication recognition complex; DNA replication preinitiation complex; nuclear pre-replicative complex. Gene Ontology annotation, biological process: DNA replication; DNA replication initiation.
AUGUCCUCAAUACCGGCUCUUGACGACUUGAAUCAGACUGUGAUUUACAUACCUUACGAGGAAGCAGACGAGGCGCUUGGAAAAGAAACAUUGGUUGGCAAAGAGAUGAGCGGCUUGAGGCAAGAAGGCUUGUCCUUCAGAGAACGAGAUCUACGCGGAGGAUAUGACAUUCGACUGAAGAUUUACAGAGAUGUUUGGCAAAAGUGCUUAAAUCGUGUUCAGAAUAUUUUGAACGCGAUUUACGAGCCUGUGGCAGACGAAAUUGUUCAACAAGUGGAAGCCGCGUAUCAUGAUGUCUUGCCAGGUCUCCCAUAUUCCGAGCUUCCAGUAAUAUCGAUUUCUGCACCGGCUUCUGGUUCGACAUUCGUCAACGAGGUUGCAAGGACAUUAGGAUGGCGGGAAUCAGGCGAAACUGAUAACGAAGAAGAGGCCACGCUCCCAGCAAACUAUGUCACUCAUAUUCGUCCAUCCGAUUGCACGAAUAUCAUGUCUGCUAUGAAAGCUUUGGUCACAGGCUUCAUAGACCGACCGCCAGGUGGAUUUGACGUAAAACGCAAGCCGACGACUUCAUUGGUCAACUGUGAUAUUGCCCUUUUGAACGCUUGGUACACUGUCAUUCGCGAAUGCCAUGAUAUAUCCGAGCCCUUGCCACAGCUAGUUGUUUUCAUGCACGACUUUGAACAGAUGGAUGACAUUGUUUUACAAGACCUUUUCUAUAUUUGCAGCCGUCAUAUUCCACAACUUCCUCUAGUCUUUGUUCUAUUGCUUUCAUCCCCGCCUUCUCCAUCCUAUCUGCAUUCGGCAUACCCGCGAUCUACUCUCUCCCUACUUCGCGUGCAAAAUUUCACUCUUCCUUCCGGUACCGAAGUCCUCGAGAAGGUAUUGAUGGAGACCUUUUUCGAUCCAAAAUUCGAAUCGGAUAUCAUUAUAGGCCCCACCGUUCUCGAAUUUCUCGCAGAUUUCUUCACCCGCCACAGCACUUUUGUUGACGGUGUGCUGACAAUACUGCAGGUAGCCUAUCUCAAACAUUUUGAAGAACCCCUGACCAUAUUCGCCCAGAAUACGCUCUUUGAAACAACUUCUCUUGAUCAUUCCAUUCAAAAGCUGGAAGAUCCGUCUUCGUUUCCAUUCGUCUCUCACUUGGUCUCUCGGUUCCUCAAUCGGUCUGUCAAACAUGGUUGGCCUAUCAAGGAAAUCUCUGUCCUUCUCGCGUCUGUCACCGAAGCUCAAAGAGGGCUCUCAUCCGCUUGGAGGACUUCGAGGUCUGCAUUCGCCAUCAUGCGAUUCGUACAGCGCACUCUACUAGAUAUGGGAUACCGCAGUGCAGAAUUAGGCCAUACCGUUUUCGAGGCAAUGGCUGCUGCAUUGCAGGGACAACUAUCUAGUGAGUCGAUGUAUCUGGGGGCGAUGAUUAAAAAACUUCACACGGAGAAGCUUCUAGUACUUUUGACAGAGCUUCAGACUUUCUUGCAAGAUAUUCCGUUGGACUUGCGUGAUCCUGUAAAUCAUUGCGUCACGGAUGCUUUACAAUCCCUUAAAUCAGGCGGCAAAAAUGUCGAUGCUUUUGCCACGGCUACUACGGUGGGCAGCUGGCUCACAAGAUAUUGGCAGUCCUCGAUAGUGAACCUUGAAGGUUUCGUGCUGUGGGAUGUAUGGUACAUGGGAUCUACACCAUAUCCUUUUGAGUUGAUCAACCCUUCACCUCAUGCUGCCGUUCUUUCCGGCCUCCAGAAUCCUUACGGCUAUAUCGAGGAUUCCUCCAAUGGUCCGCGACACACCAUUUGGGAGCUCCCAGAUGUCAGCAUUCUCUUCCGGCGUUACCUUGAAGCUGGUCGAAUGGUCAACGUGUAUGACUGGUUUGAGGCAUUUGCAGUCGUGCUAGAGACCCAGCGCAGACAUGCCCACAAAAGUCAGGGUAGAGAGGUUGACGAUAAAGCUAUCGAAGGACAGGAUGAAUGGAAAAUGCAUGUGCAGGCGCGGUUCAUCCGUGCAUUGCACACGCUGGACCUCCUGGGAUUUAUCAGGCAUACCGGUAGAAAGGCGGACCAUGUCAUGAGGACGACCUUCGAAGUUUCGGAUUAA